AACAAAUCCAACUCAGCCUCACAAGCAAGAAUUUAGCUGUUGUAAAAGGUGAUUCAUCUGCACACAGGAUCCACUGCCUGCUCUCCCAGCGCAGCUUGCUUAGCUAUUCAUGAAGAAAUUUCUGAUCGUCUUGGCUGUGUGUUCAGUGGUCGGCAUUGCGACUACAGAGAGGUCAUCAUGUCUGAAACGUGCAGCAUUUUCUUCUACAAACUUUGAGAACAUCCUGACAUGGGAAACUGAAGCAGAUAUUCCCCCUGGCACCGUAUAUGAUGUCCAGUAUAAGCAGUAUGGAGAGAAAGCCUGGCUUAACAAGCGUGAGUGCCAGAACAUCACACAGCCUUUCUGCAAUCUCACUCAUGAAACAGAAAACUUCACCGAGCACUACUACGCCAGGGUGAGGGCCACUGGCCAGAACUACUGCUCCUCCAACUGGGUGCGCUCAGAAAGAUUUGAACCCAGAAAAGAGACUGUUAUUGGAGCACCAGAAUUAGAGUAUAUUCCGUAUGUACGGUCCAUAAAGUUUCUUAUACGGCCCCCCUAUACUCCGCUGAGAGGUGAGGAUGGCCACCAGCUAACCAUAGAGGACAUUUAUAGCAAAUUUGGUCCUGUUGAUUAUCACUUAACACUAUUCAACCAACGAACACACCAAAAGUGGAUAAAGAAUGAGCACAACAAAGAAUUUGAAGUUAUCAACUUGGACCCAGACACUGAAUAUAAUGGAACAGUGUACAUACACCUCCGUGAGAGAAGCAGCAAAUCCCAAGUAUUUUGGGUGAAAACUCUAGCAGACACCACAUGGCUUCUCUACUGCUUUGUUGCACUCGGAUUCUGUGCUGGGCUGGUGUUUGCUGCAAUUAGCUACGUGAUCUAUAAAUACGUCAAGCAGCACAGUGCGCAGCCUAUGUCUUUGGACUUCAGAGGGAUUUCAUCAUUCCAGCCUCUCACACUGACAGUGGAGCAUAUUAUAAAGCCCAUUAAUUUAUCCAAACCUUCGCUUCUCAUCCCUGAAGUGCAGUUAGUGCAGAUCAGCCAGCAUUUGGACAAAGCCCUGGAGCCACCACAACCUCUCUGCCCACCAGAAGCUACCUACCAGCAACAGGCUGACGUGCAGGCGUCCCAGCUGCCCGCUCAGCCACCCUGCCUGGCAAGCACAAAUCCUGCUUACGCUCCCCAGAGAGCUGAGCAAAGGGUCUCCAACCUCCCCCUGACCUACGGGGUGUGUGUCGAUGGCACGGACCAUGUCGACAAGAACAAUUUGCACCCAAACCAGGUGCUAAAGGAAGUUUCUCCAGAUAGCUUUGCUGGUGUGAAGCUUGUAAACCAGGUGCUAGGCAAAAGCUGCAGCCACUGGAGUUAUAAAGAACAGAGGCCAAACAUGGCACUGUGGGGCAGCAGUGGCGUGGGAGAGCCAGCUCCUGUGCAACGGAGCCCCGGGCAAACGCAGCAGCUGCUGUUGCAGACUGACGGGAUGGAAAGUAAAGUGCACGUACCCCAGCUGGCGCUGUCUUUGGUGGGACAAGAAGGAUGCUAUAGACAGCAGACAGCAGAACUGCCGCUGUUGUUGUCUUCGGUUACGGUUGAUGGGGACCAGGUUCCAGAGGAUGAAUCCCUGCCAUCUCCAUCAGCAGCUCUCCUCCUCUCAGUCAGUACCGGUGACAGCUUCCCUGGGGAGAACAACACAGAGUGGUGGAUGUCAUCAGGUUCAGUGUCACAUCCUGAAAAUAAAUUUUACUUCCUAGAAACUCAAGAAACACAGAAGUUAACAGCAGUAAAGGAGCUUAGCUGCACUAAACUGAAUAAUGUUCUGUCCCAGGACACUAUCUCAGACCGGGGCAAUGGCUUUUCUCUCACUACGCUGUUCAAAGACCUGAACCUGAAAGUACUGUGGGAUCAAGAAGAUGAACACACAGAAUUUUAUUAAGAAAAGUUAAUAAUAUUAAAAUCCAGAUUCUGUUUGCUUACAUAAAAUAGUAACAUAUCCUGAAAACAGUACAACACAAAUAUACAUAGCUAAUCUCGGAUGUAUUGUAACAGGGCACUGAGCUGUUCCCACUAUUGUUCUAUCAUGGGCUCUGGUACCUUACUAAUAUAAUUACUUCCUGGUAUGCUAUGAUACUGUAUCUUAGCACUUAAUUAGUACAUCUUCGCUCUGUGGAUAUUCUUCAGACUGGUUAUGAAUUGGACUACUUUAAAGCUGAGUUAGGAUUCAAGUUCAAAUUCCAGAUUCAGUUUCCUGAAAUCUUGGCUAAGUUCACAACAGAAACUGUAUUUGUUCUUUACCAACACCAAACAGCCAGCUCCGAAAUAUGCCCAUGCUUUGAAGAAAUUAAAGUGCAGAUGUGUGCAAAGCUAAAAGAAUUAAAACAAUGUGGUACAGUAAAAGAAUGAAAUACAUAUUGGUGUUCUACCCUUGGAUAUAUGAUUCUUGCAAAGCUAGUUCCAUAGAAUGGACUUUGCCUUUAAAGCAGUCAUUGAAACUGUGGUAAUAGCUCCUGAUACAGCAGUUCUGAGAAACUAAAUGCCCUCUAUUCUGCUGUGCUCUUUAAUGCUUGUAGAAAGAUUAAACCUUUUUCAUCUGUGCAGCAGAAUGAUGCAGUCUUGGCCCAGCCCUGACGUAUUUUUCAACUGCUGCUCAUUUCUUUCUCAUGAAAUAGUCACCCAUUCUCUUCUUCCCUAGAAAUCCCCAGGGACAAAGCAGGGAGGCUCACACUCCACAUAGGCAUGAACACGAGGAUUCGCACCAAUCUCAGUUCAGCCCCAUGAACCCUGAAUGAAUACUGAGUGCAUUACUCUCUGUAAUCUACCAAGGAGACCAGGGAGGUGUUGAGCUGCUUCCACCUUUCCUUCCCUGGCACUACCAGCGAGGAACAUGCUCCAUGUGAAUGAUGGAGAAGAAUCUACAACUGCAGAGGUCUCCUCUACCUCUGUUACCAGCACACCCACCUCCAGGGCUGAAAUGAAGCAAAACCAACAUAAACUGACAGCCAAAUUCCUUUGGGGCUGCAGCUUUGCCAAAAGCAAGCUAAAUGGUAUUUAUCUGGGGGACAGAGAUGGCAAUUGUUUUUCAUUAAGAGGAGAGUGUAGUUCAGCCUGUUGAUUUCCACUGGUGCAGUGAAUAAGUGCACGUGUCUGAUGACCUCAGGUUUUCAGCAGAACUGAAACCAUAUGUAAGAAUAAGCCAGGUUUUGAGUAGUAUGGGGAAGUACUCACUGGAAGCACUCCCUGAGCGCUGCCAGGGGAAGGCUGACCAGGAGCAAAAACUCAGCUGUUCUCACCACGAGUGCACUUCGGUGUUUUCUCAGUCUGGGGAAGCGGAGGCCAAAGGUUAAAUUCCACUUUCGUGGUAUGAUUUUGCAAAUAAACUGUAGCUUUAUGAAGC
This is a messenger RNA of Cygnus atratus (black swan), 3379 nucleotides long. It is a transcript of the gene IL22RA1, whose product is annotated as interleukin 22 receptor subunit alpha 1. Lineage: Eukaryota; Metazoa; Chordata; Aves; Anseriformes; Anatidae. The transcript has 7 exons. Bases 110 to 1921 code for a protein of 603 amino acids. The record is from RefSeq and is a predicted model, not a curated record. Gene Ontology annotation, molecular function: protein binding.